CAGUCCACUUCAGCGACCCUCGUCGACCGGAUCGACGACGCGUCCGCUUCUCCACCGCGUUUAUCGCGACUCGAGUAUCGACGAACGAGUUUCCCAAACGCGUAUCUACACCGGUACGGUAAUAAAUAUGGAUCUGCCUCGGGAUCUAUAACGCUCUUUCGCGCACGAGAGAGAAAAAAGAGUUAAACGACACUUUUCGAUGCGUGGAGAAGCUUCGACCCGAAUAAAACGAAACAACGACGACAACAAGUGCGCGAAUAGGAGCCGUGUGAGAUUACCCGUGUGAAUCGAAAGUUGAAAAGAAGGAAGGAAGAUCGAUUAUUUAAACGUCGAAUUUAACGAGCGAGACGGAGAGUGCGGCGAGAGGGGGGGGGAGGACUCUAGCGGAUAGUACAGCGAUAUCGCGUCGCGCUAUGUGAGCUAAUUGGCCGAUCCCUCCUCUCUCUCUCUCUUCUCUCUUCCCUCCUCCUCCUCGCUCGCGCGCGCGUCAAGGACAGGCGUUUGGCCGGCGGUUGUCCGCGGGCCAGCAGGUGGCGGCUACCGCGCAAUUGAUGCAUUCGCCUGGACGCGACGAGGAUGAUGAUGAUGGACAUGGGCAUGUACGGAACCUACGGCAAGCCUGACUCGUAUCCCAACUACGUUUGCACGGGUCAAGGGAAUCAUCAUCACCAUCAUCAUCAUCACCAUCACCAUCAAACGACGGCCGGCCACCACGUGCCCGUCCCGGCCUCGCCCGAGCUGGCCCCGUCCCACUACUUCCCCCAAUCGGCCGUCUCCCCUUACUCCUCCUCCUCCUCGGAGAGUUUCCUCGCCGCGGAAUCGGCCGCUUCGUCCGGCACCCCGCCCCAGCAAACUUUCUACACACCUUCAACGUCAACCGGCGCGCUGCACGAGGACGGAUCCGCGAUCAUCUCGUCCGAGAACGGGCUCAGUUACACGAAUUUGGAUUACACGGCCGCCGCCUCCUCCUCCUCCUCUCCCUCGUACGGCGGAAAUGGAUCCUCGGUCGAUCCUCAGGGCUACCACCACCACCACCACCACCACCACCACCACUUGCAGCAGACGGGGUACAGGGAUCACCACCACCACCAUCAUCAUCAUCACGACCCCCAGCAAUCGGCGGUCGGGAACGGUGUCGUCCAGCAGACAACCUCGAUGAUGACGAGGGCGGCCGAGCACGAGAGUCACAACAACAACAAUCACCAGUUGCACCACCACCACCACCACCACCAGUCAUCCUCUAGUCAUCACCACCAUCACCAUCACAACGAGGCCGAGUAUCAUCAACAGUUGCCGCCCGUGGCCGGAGCGGCGACCGCCAAUUACGCGAUCCACCAGAUACAAACGGCGCCCGAGGAUUCGUUGCACUAUCAGAUACGUCAGAACGAUUACAACAACGUGGGGGGGCAUUACAAGGAGGAGAGUCAAUCGGAUCCCUCGUGUUAUCAAAUCUCGCUCCAGCAAACGUCAGCAGCCGGCCACCAGCAUCAUCUUCAGCAUCAUCAUCAUCAUCAGCAGCAGCAGCAGCAGCAGCAGCAACACCAUCAUCCUCAAUCGCAGCAGCAGCAACCGCACGUACCUACGUACAAGUGGAUGCAAGUGAAGAGAAACGUGCCCAAACCAGUCGCAGCAAAGACAAAUCCAAAUGUCGGAGAAUAUGGCGGCAGCACUGGUGGGAACGCGUCUCCGUACGCCACCACGGCGAACGGUCCAGUGAACUGCCUUACCGGUGGACCUAUGGCCGGUAUCGCAGGUAGCUUCAACAAUACCGGCCGAACCAACUUUACAAACAAGCAACUUACAGAACUCGAAAAAGAAUUCCAUUUCAACAAGUACCUGACUAGAGCGAGACGUAUUGAAAUCGCGUCAGCGUUGCAACUAAACGAAACACAAGUGAAAAUUUGGUUCCAAAACAGAAGGAUGAAACAGAAGAAGAGAAUGAAGGAAGGCUUGAUACCAGCUGAGAGUACGACUAUAAGCUCACUCAGUGGCGCUAGAAGUUCAAGUAAUUCGCCAACUAGUUCUUCGAGUCAUGAAACCAGUGGACUCGGUUUAUCUAGUUUUACAAGCGAUAACAGUCGGGAAUCACCACCUUCUUCCUCGAAAGAUUGACGCGUUCCUUGCUGCAGCAACGAACGUCUAUAUGGCCUACGACUUAACGAUGAUUGGUGAAAACUAAAAGAAUAAAAAAAAUGUUAUUUUAAAUCGCGUGACUUGAAUUUAUAUUGACUUGAAUUUUCUUGCUGCAGCAGCAAUAGUAAUUAUAGUAAUAUUUCCAAUUUUACUAGAACGAAAUCAUUAUAAUAAUAUAUAAUAGUCUUUUGGCGAUCUUGAAAAUUAUCAAAAUUAAUCGAACAUAGAUUAGAAAUUGAACGAUGUAUGUACUACUUAUGUGAAUUAUUUAUUUUUGAUUGAGUUAUAUAUUGUAAAGACAGUGUGAACAGAAUUCCCGAAAGGUUACCAUAUACCUCAGUUUGUGUAAAUGGUAUAACAAUAUUUAUAUAUAAUUAUAAAUACCAAUGAUAUUGAUCAUGUCAUAUUAAAAAAAAAAAAAAAAAAAA
Apis mellifera (honey bee) is the source of this 2561-nucleotide messenger RNA. Its product is annotated as homeobox protein Hox-B1a. The coding region runs from base 577 to 2112 and encodes 511 amino acids. The transcript has 2 exons. Gene Ontology annotation, molecular function: DNA-binding transcription factor activity, RNA polymerase II-specific; RNA polymerase II cis-regulatory region sequence-specific DNA binding. The record is from RefSeq and is a predicted model, not a curated record. Gene Ontology annotation, biological process: regulation of transcription by RNA polymerase II. NCBI's taxonomy places the organism in Eukaryota, Metazoa, Arthropoda, Insecta, Hymenoptera, Apidae. Gene Ontology annotation, cellular component: nucleus.